UCAGUACAAGGGAGAUCUCGGGACAGUUUGGGUGGCCUUGGUAGAGCCUGUGGAAAAAGCUUCCAGACUGUCUAACUGCCUAUUCUAUCCUUAAAGAGGAAUAGUCUGUGAAGGAGGACAUGUAACCUGGAGAAGAGGUAAUCAAAAUUUUAAUAGUUGUUACCAAUUCUCAACCUAGCAAGGUGGCCUGAACGUCUUAAGCUGAAGUGUUGCAGAUUUGUUCCACGCUUGCUUUUGCUAAAUCUGCCACUUACUCCAUUGUUUAUAGUGAUGCUACAGGACAAAGGGGAAUGGAUAAAAACAUUGGCGAACAGCUCAAUAAAGCUUAUGAAGCCUUCCGACAGGCGUGCAUGGAUAGAGAUUCUGCAGUAAAAGAACUACAGCAAAAGCAGACUGAGAACUAUGAGCAGAGAAUACGUGAGCAACAGGAACAGCUGUCACUUCAACAAACUAUUAUUGACAACCUAAAAUCACAGUUACUUCUUGUGAAUUCCAGUCGAGAUGACAGUUAUGGCUAUGUUCCCCUGGCUGAAGACAGUGAAACAAGGAAGAAUAAUUUGACUCUUGAUCAGCCACAUGAUAAAGUGAAAUCAGGAAUACCAAGAGAAAAGCAAACAAAGGUAAGAAGACAAGUUUCUUCUCCUAGAAAAGAAACUUCACCAACUAGUGUUGGCAUUCCUUUACUAGAUGAAAGGGGUAAUAUAGAGAAGAUUUUCUGGGAUCUAAAAGAAGAAUUUCAUAGAAUAUGCAUGCUAGCAAAAGCACAAAAAGACCAUUUAAGCAAACUUAAUAUACCAAACAGUGUAACUGCCCCUGCAGAAACACAAUGCUCUGUGCCUAUACAGUGUACGGACAAAACAGAUAAACAAGCACUGUUUAAGCCUCAAGCAAAAGAUACUAAUAAAAGUGCAUCAUGCAUCACAUCUGUCACACCAAGAGGACUUGGCCGAGAUGAGGAAGACACUUCUUUUGAAUCACUUUCUAAAUUCAAUGUCAAGUUUCCACCUAUGGACAGUGACUCUACUUUCUUACAUAGUACUCCAGAGAGACCCAACAUCCUUGGUCCUGCCACAUCUGAGGCACUGAGCCAGGACAAAUUUAAUAUGGAGCUCAGAGACAACACAGGAAACUUUGUUAAUGCAGAAGAAACUUUAUUUGAAAUUCAGGGAAUUGACCCCAUAGCUUCAGCUAUACAAAACCUUAAAACAACUGACACAACAAAACCCUCACAUCUUGUAAACACUUGUAUCAGGACAACUCUGGAAAGAGCUGCGUGUUUGCCACCUGGAGACCAUAAUGCGCUGUAUGUAAAUAAAUUUCCACUUCAGGACCCAUCUGAUUCACCUUUUACCUCACUUGAUUCCCCAGGAAAAGCUGUCCGAGGACCACAGCAGCCCAUUUGGAAGCCCUUUCCUAAUGAAGACAGUGACUUAGUGGUACUAAGUGGUACAGACUCAGAACUGGAUAUACCUCGAGUAUGUGAAUUCUGUCAAACAGCUUUCCCACUAUCCAUCACGUCCAGGGGGGACUUCCUCCGGCAUCUUAAUUCACACUUUAAUGGGGAGACUUAAGACACAUUUGGAAAUAGACAUAUCAAGUUCUAUGUGAUGAUUUUGGGUUUGUAGUACUACAAAUACUUGAUUAUAAAUUAAAUUCAGGAUCAUUUAUAGAAAAAUCUAGUGUCACAGCUAUUUGAAUUUUUUUAAACUUAUUUUUGUAACUUUCUUUUUAUCUUUUAAGAGAUCAUUCUUUAUAAAACUAAUUCAAUGUAUUCAUGUUUACAGUGUUAUUAACAUAAUUAAAAAUUAUGUGUGUGACUUA
This is a messenger RNA of Tupaia belangeri chinensis (Chinese tree shrew), 1821 nucleotides long. It is a transcript of the gene TANK, whose product is annotated as TRAF family member associated NFKB activator. Bases 291 to 1571 code for a protein of 426 amino acids. The record is from RefSeq and is a predicted model, not a curated record. NCBI's taxonomy places the organism in Eukaryota, Metazoa, Chordata, Mammalia, Scandentia, Tupaiidae. Gene Ontology annotation, biological process: negative regulation of canonical NF-kappaB signal transduction. The transcript has 8 exons.